Messenger RNA from Triticum dicoccoides, 1443 nucleotides. Its product is annotated as leucine carboxyl methyltransferase 1 homolog. The transcript is spliced from 13 exons. The record is from RefSeq and is a predicted model, not a curated record. Bases 87 to 1088 code for a protein of 333 amino acids. NCBI's taxonomy places the organism in Eukaryota, Viridiplantae, Streptophyta, Magnoliopsida, Poales, Poaceae. Gene Ontology annotation, biological process: methylation. Gene Ontology annotation, molecular function: methyltransferase activity.
CCUCCCUCCCUCCCAUCCCGUCGCCCCGUCGCCGACGCGUCCUGCCGCCGGCGCCCGACCGAUUCGCCGAUCCACGCACCGCCCGAAUGGAGCCGGCGGAGGCGGAGGCGGGAGGCGGCAUCGCCGCCGCGAGGAGCAGCCCGGCCGCCGUGCAGGCCACCAACGACGACGCCGCGGCGAGCAAGCUGUCCUGUGUUACCAAAGGGUACAUGAAGGAUGAUUACGUGCACCAUUUUGUUAGGCGGACAACAAAAAGGGCUCCAAUAAUCAAUCGUGGCUACUAUGCCCGCUGGUCUGUUCUUAGGAAACUUAUGCUCCAGUUCCUCAAUGCUGGGAGUGGCAGUGAUGAUCAGAAGAGGAAACAGAUAUUAUCUCUUGGCGCUGGCUUUGACACGACAUUUUUCCAGUUGCAGGAUGAAGGGCUUGCUCCAUACCUUUAUGUAGAGCUGGAUUUUCAGGAGGUAACCAGCAAAAAGGCUGCCAUCAUCAACCACUAUAAUGACAUGAAGGAGAAAUUAGGACCUGAUGCUUCUAUUUCAAUAGAAAAAGGCGAAGUGACGAGUACAAAUUACAAGCUAUUUUCUGCUGAUAUUCGUGAUAUACCGAAGCUAGAUGCAGUUAUUCGCAUGGCUGAAAUGGACCCAAGCUUGCCGACCUUUAUAAUUGCAGAGUGUGUUCUAAUUUACUUAGAUCCAACUUCAACUGAUGCUAUUGUUAGUUGGGCAUCCGAAAAGUUCUCCAGUGCAAUCUUUUUCUUAUAUGAGCAGAUCCAUCCAGAUGAUGCAUUUGGGGAGCAAAUGAUUAGGAAUCUCGAGAGUAGAGGAUGCCCGCUCCUUGGCAUAAAUGCUACACCAACAUUAAGUCAUAAGGAGAAACUUUUUCUUGAUCAUGGAUGGAAGAGAGCUGUUGCACGGGAUAUGCUGAAAAUAUACAAUGAUUUCAUUGACGCCGGAGAAAGGCGUAGGAUUGAGCGGCUAGAGCUGUUUGAUGAGUUUGAAGAGUGGCAUAUGAUGCAGGAACACUAUUGUGUUGCAUAUGGGAUAAACGACGCCGAGGGGAUAUUUGACGAUUUCGGGUUCAAGGAGUAGCAUCCGUCUGCUUUGGCAGGCAGGCGUCAGAAUUACGCGUACCCAAGACGAUUCGAACUAGAGAAACCCCACGGAAACAAGUCUCCUGGUUCAUUCAAGUUGUACAUUUGCAAAGAAACAGUGGCUAUAUGUUGUACUGGCACAUCAGUCUUUGCCUCUGGGGUAUUGUGGUCAGAAGUGUUUGGAGCAUAUCAGUGUGAUACAAUUGAGUGGCAUGCACCGUGACCUUGACUUGGUCACGGUAGCAUGCUGUUUCUGAAUGGCGCAAAGUUUUCUGGUUGGGUGUACACGUGAAUGGUACUAUUUGCUGUUAGUUCCUGCCGUUGGUUAUUAAAUAAACCACAAAUAGUUGUCC